Molecule: messenger RNA, 1106 nt
Organism: Syzygium oleosum
Lineage: Eukaryota; Viridiplantae; Streptophyta; Magnoliopsida; Myrtales; Myrtaceae
Exons: 3
Coding region: 291-1052 (253 amino acids)
Molecular function (GO): protein binding
Source: RefSeq, a predicted model, not a curated record
UUUGUCUCCCUCUCCCUCUCCCUCUCCCUCUCUCUCAGUAUAGUUUUGCUUCUUGUGCAGCGAACGUUCCCUUCCGCUUUCUUCUUCUUCUUCUUCAUUGGUCGUCCUGCAAUUACUUCUUGUUCUUCCCAUUCUUAUUCGUAUUGUGGCGCGCCCAUAUUCUCAGUUUUUCUUGGAUUUUGAGGACACCCCCACCCCUACACCCAUCUGGCAGUAAGUAAUUCGUAUGACUCAGUGGGAUUACGGAGACGCAGAUACCUGAAGUCAGAGGCAGGCAGUCAUUCAGCUAAAUGGCGAGUGUCAUAUUGACGUUUGCUCCUUGUAUUAGUACUAAUUGUACAAGGAAGUGCAGCCCAUCAAAGUGUUCCGUCCUCCUAGGAUACUAUGCCUCUUCUUGUACUCGUAAGAUGGAGGACAUUGUAGUAUCCUCUUACCAGCCUCGUCAUUGUCAUGGUCGGCUGAGUUUACAAUUUCGUAAGCCAAUCUUUCCUAGAGGCCAUUCGUCCUUCUUCUCUUCAACAGCUUGUCAAGCAAAACAAGGGGAUAGUGCCUUUAGUGGCGAAAACAUUACACUAGAUCAGCAAAUUUUAGAGCAGGAGCUCCAAAUUGCCAUUGAGGAGGAAAACUAUGCAAAAGCUGCAAAAAUCAGGGAUACACUACGUAGUAUUCAAGAGGAUAGCAAAGCAUCCAUGCUAGCAGCAAAUGCUGAAUUUUACAGAUCGUUUAAAAAUGGAGAUUUAUCUGCCAUGCAAGCUAUUUGGUCAAAAGGGGAUCAUGUUUGUUGUGUACACCCAGGUGUCCUUGGCAUAUCUGGUUAUGAAUCGGUCAUGGAUAGUUGGAUUCAUGUAUGGGGAGACUAUGAGUUCCCAUUGGAGAUUGAGCUGCGAGAAGUUAGAGUUCAUGUUAGAGGGGAUUUGGGCUAUGUAACUUGUGUGGAACUGGUUAAAACCAAAGGUAACAGUUGGGGAGGGCAGUUUGUGACUAAUGUGUUUGAGAGAAGUGAUGGUCGAUGGUUCAUCUGUGUCCAUCAUGCUUCACCUGUCGACUUUUGAAGAGUGUUCGCUAAAUUUUUUUGUUCAUUGGCAAAAUUGUCUAUUUCUGAUGGA